AUGGCUAAUCCGGGAGUUCAACCAAACUAUAUUGCCAUUGGUGCUAAUGCAAACUGCACCUUGAGUGUUUGCCCCGUCGAGGAGAGCAUACUUGCCUACAGGCCAUGGCUCACCGCCAACAUCUUCUUUGCUGCCUACUUCGGAACUAUAGCUCUGGUGCAUAUUUAUCUUGGCUGGCGGUGGAAGAGCUGGGGCUUCAUGGUUGGCAUGCUGCUGGGCUGUGCAAGUGAGAUUAUCGGCUAUAUUGGUCGCGUUUUGUUAUGGAAUAACCCCUUCUCUUUUCCAGGAUUCAUGAUAAACAUUGUCCAAUUGUUUGCUGCAGUCUGCCUAACCACCGCCCCAGUCUUCUUCACGGGCUCUAUAUACGUUACACUAUCCAAGACAAUCAACUUCUUCGGGCCGGAACUAUCGCGAGUCAACCCAAAGCUCUUUUUUUACAUCUUCAUUCCUCUUGAUAUCAUCUGUCUUGCGUUGCAAGCCGCAGGAGGCGCCCUGUCAACCAUAUUGAAGGGCAACAUUGGCGUUAACGUUUCAAUGGCCGGCCUCGUGCUACAGGUCAUUGUGUUGGUCAUCUUCAGUGUUGCGUUUGCCGACUACAUGAUCCGGUAUAUUCGCUCUGGAAGGCGGCAGUUUCAAGGACAAGCGGUUUCCAAUUGGCGCUUCGGUGCAUUUUUUGGCGGCUUGACGGCCGCGAUAGUGUUGAUACUGGCUCGGUGUGCGUAUCGCGUGGCAGAGCUCCAAGAAGGCUACGACAGUGCGCUAUUCCAUGACCAAGUGCCAUUUAUCGUGCUUGAAGGCGUACUCAUUGCACUAGCUGUUGUGGCACUUUGCUUCGGCCACCCAGGGCUGAUGUUCAGCCAGACGGUACCAGAGCGAAAAUACGCUGCAACCAGCAUGGUGAGCAUAGUCAACGGUAACGACAAUACCAAGCUUGGCAUGGCUCUCAAGUGA
Molecule: messenger RNA, 951 nt
Organism: Trichoderma gamsii
Lineage: Eukaryota; Fungi; Ascomycota; Sordariomycetes; Hypocreales; Hypocreaceae
Exons: 2
Coding region: 1-951 (316 amino acids)
Cellular component (GO): fungal-type vacuole; plasma membrane
Source: RefSeq, a predicted model, not a curated record